CCGCGAGCCUCAGCCCCGCCAUGGCGAGCUAGGCAUGGGCGACCCGGGGCGGGCCGCAGGGGCCGCAGGGGCCGCCGCCAUCCCUACCAGGCCCUACAGGCCGUACAGGCGGAGGCCCUACCUGCGCCUGGGGGUGCACAUGCUCCCCAUGGACCCGGGGUCGCUGCUGCUGUUCCUAGUGUGCUGCCUGCUGCUCGUCCAAGAGUCGCUGCAGGGUCCGCACGAAAAACGGCUGCUGCACUCGCUGCUGGACCAUUACAACGUCCUGGAGCGACCCGUGGCCAACGAGUCGGACCCGCUGCAGCUCAGCUUCGGACUCACGCUCAUGCAGAUCAUCGACGUGGAUGAAAAGAACCAGCUGCUCAUCACCAACAUCUGGCUCAAACUGGAAUGGAAUGACGUCAACUUGAGAUGGAACACAUCAGAGUUCGGCGGGGUCAAAGAUCUAAGGAUACCGCCGCAUCGGAUAUGGAAGCCCGACGUCCUCAUGUACAACAGUGCGGACGAGGGCUUCGACGGCACGUACCCCACCAACGUGGUGGUCAGAAACAACGGCAGCUGUCUGUACGUCCCGCCCGGCAUCUUCAAGAGCACGUGCAAGAUCGACAUCACCUGGUUUCCGUUCGACGACCAAAAGUGUGAGAUGAAAUUUGGCAGCUGGACGUAUGAUGGUUUUCAGUUGGAUCUGCAGCUCCAGGAUGACGCGGGUGGGGAUGUCAGCAGUUUCAUCACGAACGGAGAAUGGGACUUACUGGGUGUGCCGGGCAAGAGGAAUGAGAUAUACUACAAUUGCUGUCCGGAACCGUACAUAGAUAUAACAUUUAUCAUAAUUAUCCGAAGGCGUACACUCUACUACUUUUUCAACCUGAUCGUGCCGUGCGUGCUUAUUGCGAGUAUGGCCGUGUUAGGUUUUACGCUCCCGCCGGACUCGGGCGAGAAGCUCUCACUAGGCGUUACAAUCCUUCUAUCACUGACUGUUUUCCUAAACAUGGUAGCCGAGACGAUGCCAGCAACUUCGGACGCAGUUCCAUUAUUAGGAGUCACCAUUCUGCUCUCACUUACGGUGUUUCAUAACCUUGUCGCCGACGCUCUGCCCCAAGUGUCCGAUGCUAUGCCUGUGCUAGGUACUUACUUCAACUGCAUCAUGUUCAUGGUGGCAUCGUCAGUAGUCUCAACAAUCCUUAUUCUUAACUACCACCAUCGCAGUGCGGAUACACACGAAAUGUCUCCCUGGGUGCGAUGCCUGUUCCUCCAGUGGCUGCCCUGCAUUCUUAGAAUGUCCAGACCGGUGCCCGAGAACGAGGCCGGUGGUUCCCCCGGCUCGAGGAAGUCACCGCAGAGCCUGGAGCUCAAGGAGCGCUCGUCGAAGAGCUUGCUGGCCAACGUGCUGGACAUCGACGACGACUUCCGGCAUCACGGCACACUGCAAGGCCACCCUAUGUCGUCUGGCGUGCCGGGGACGGGGUACCUGCGGCACGCCGAUGACGGAGCCGCCGGGGGCACGCUGCUGCACCACGCCGCGGCGGCCGCGGCAGGGGCAGGCUGUCUAGGCCCGCACCGCGAGCUCACCCUGAUCCUCAAGGAGCUGCACCACAUCACGGACAAGCUGCGCAAGACGGACGAGGCGGAGGAGAUCACCAACGACUGGAAGUUUGCCGCCAUGGUGGUGGACCGCCUGUGCCUCUUCAUCUUCACGCUCUUCACCGUCAUCGCCACCAUCGCCGUGCUCUUCUCCGCGCCGCACAUCAUCGUGACGUGAAGUCGUUGUUGUUGUUGCUGUUGUUGUUGUGCGGGGCACUCGGUGUCCGUCGGCGCCGCGCGUGAGGAGCUGGUCUCCAGAGCCGCGGGGCCCGAGGCCGUGAACGGCAGCCAUGCCUGCCAACCCGUUUCGACCAAAGACUGGGCCAAUCAGAGCAAGGCAAAUGGCGAGUCUGUAACUCAAUUUUAUUCAUUAAGAGGAAAGAGGAAAUGUGUCACAUUACGAGUUUGUUUGUGCAAUUGUCCCUUUUGUUUAUCAAUUGAUUGUUGUUUGACAAAGUGUUUAUUUGGUCUGUGAUUAAUUAGCUGCCAAUCGAGAGUCGAGACGUGGCUACUCAUGACACGAGCGGCAGGUAGUUGGUCACAGGUUGACAAUGAGGUCCUGGGCCGGUGCGCUUAAAUUUAAUUUAAACAAGGCACGCAACGCUUUUUCGCCGCGGCUAUGUGCGCGCUACACUGAUAGAAAAUUUGUCACACUGUUUUUCUUAUUUGUGUGUUAUCUUUUUGCGCUUUUGUUGGAUUAUCUUUCUUAUCCUGCGCUGGAGAACGCAGCGCUUUGCGUAAUCGUGACACGUUUUCUACAGUGUGGUUCAGGUGAGGUGAAAUACUUUCCGUCGAAUUCCAUACUACUAUUCCGAAUGACCAAUAGCACUGGUAGUACUCAUCUAAACUCACAGAAAGAAAACCAAAAAUCCGUCCGUAACUGCUAGUGAUUCCCAGCAUACAGCAUUAAGCACGUUUCUGUAGGGGUGUGUUCGAACGCCAAAGGGUGGCUUCGAGGCUGGGCUGAGUAAGACUGAUCAGAAAUCUUGUGAAUGUAAACAAAUUUCUCAUCCGAGUCAUUUUUAUUUUCACACAUUUUGAAAAGCUCUCUUCAAUGCCGCUGGCCGCCCUUGCCCUGGCUCUUGCUCUUCCCUACUUAAAGUGAUUAACUGCGUAAGCUGAAAAGUGCUGGCAGGGGUUCAGAUUGAUAAAACAACUUCGAGUCGAACCUCAACCAAUCGCCAGGCCGACAUCGCCCCAUCGCGAAAUAGCGGAGCGUGCACUAAAUUGAAUGAAAAAAAAAGAUUUGUAAAUUAUUCAAAUCGUUCUCAAUAUGCAAUGUGAUUCUCUCUGAGUUCGGGUCGGGCGCCUUUCUCAUGGCGGGGUGUCACUUGAGUCAACUCUUGAGGUGAGCGGGGUGGUUAGGUGUGAGGCUGACCAUCGUUCAACCGUUCAACCUUGACGUAGAGUAGGAUCAUUAAACAUAACGACAAACGGGUGAUUCAAGUUUUACAUUUUUUUAAUAAUGGUUUUUUCUUAAAUGUUAUUUGUAUUUUCUUGUUUUUAUACUGCUACUGUACAUACGGCAUUUUCUGGGUUUUCAAAACUACGUUUAGUUCAUGUUGUUUAUAAUGAAUUGUUAUCAAUCGAAUUACUCCCAAUGUAACAGCCGCAUCGAUUCGAUGACUUUUUAAAAAGUACGUUUUUCAUAAAACACUGACGAUUAUAGUGACCUUUGUAUUCGUAUGAAUACAUGUAUUUCAUAGACUUAGAUAGACGUAAACUGUUUGUUGAUGGUUAUGGUUAAAUUGUCUUGUACUUGUAGCUUUAAGAUUCAAUUGGAAUGAUGAUGGUAGUGAGAAACUGCAUUGCUGGAUAUUUUGAGCGGACUUGGGGGAGCGGGCGCGCCACCCGGCGCUUAAGUAUUUUAUUGUUGCCAACUGUUGCUCACAGACGUAAACAUUAUGAUAAAGCUUUAACUGUAUACGACCAAUUCCUGAAUAAAUCACGUGGUUCGCGGUCGGGAGUGUGGAUAACAAGGCAGACGUAGGGAAAGGGAUAGUGGCAGUCUUUACCCAUAACUUGUGAUAAAGUAACUAAAUUCUAAACAAACAAACCUAAACUUUUAACUAAUCUAACUAAUUAAACCAAUUCAUAAUCUAACUCUGAUAACUCAACUGUAAAAAAGGCUGCUUCUGUCCUAAUUCGUGUUUUCAAAUUCCACACGCCACUGCAUUCCAAAUUAUUAAAAAAACAACGACUAAAUACCUUCGUAUAUCCGAAUAAUUUUUAUGUAUAAACUGGAAUUUUCGCGUUUUGUAAAUAAUUUUUGUAGUUUGCCUGAUUUGUAAAGUAAAAAUACUGAUGUAGCCGAACUUCGCGGCUAAAAUGACUGUGCCUUCUGGCUAUAGUUUAGUGCAAAGUCUCACAAAAGCGUUAAACUCGCCAUAUCUUAACUUUUUGUACUUCUGUGCACAAAGUUGCUCACAACUAUGGGCUCCAACCGUGACUCUAUAAUGUUCCCCCCUUAAGAAAUUCCAUGGCCGAAACUGGUUAUUCUCUCCUAAUAUACAUAUUCAUUAAUCAAUUUAAACUGUUGUGAUUUUUUUAUGGUUAGUUCCCGGGGAGCUGGCCUUCCCGUGGAUGGUAGCUGUUGUCUUAAACCGCGUUUGUGAAGCAAUUAAAGUUUAAACUCGCAUAAACGUUGUGCGUCAGAUGAUAGGAGUGCUAAAUGUCCUGGUUCUUAGGGAUUACACUAACGUUUUACGACUCCCCGAAAUUCCCCAAAAUAUAUAUUUUUGUAAUUUACUAACGCCCUUUACAAGGUUCACACUUGCACAAGUGCUUCGCUCUGCCUGCAAUGUGGAUGUGAAAAAAAGUUAUAAAACCGUAAUGAGUUAGAAGUAAUCCCGGUCUAACUAAAAUAUCAGGAUUAAACGAGGAAGGGCGGUGAGGGUUCCCACGGGGCGCCUUGAGGCGAUGCCUUGCGGCGCUGCCUUAAGGCACUGCCUUCAGCUGCCGUUAGCGGCUCUGAGGUGUCCAUAAGCGUGGUGCGCCUGCUCUGUGGUCCGCUAUGUACAUUAAAGCUUGCGCCUAACAUAGCGUUAAAUGGGAGGGGAACUAGGCUCAUGACUCAUCAUGCCACAUCGACCAAUUCUACAGUGCUCCUCGCGCAUCUUUCUCAUACUGCCCGUCCCUUCUAGAAGGGUCCAUUUUCCUUCACAGCAUAGACGCGGUCUUAUCGAGAUCCCCCACCCCCUUUCCGCCCUUGACAGAGGAGCUACAUGUUGCUCAACCUUGCCCUCUUCAUGCUUGUUUCUCUUUAGAAUCCAGUUUCGGUUGGAUGUAGCCAAGGUUCCUGGUGUGGAUUUUCUUAGAAUGCACGUCAGGUGUAUCUCUAACGCCCUUAUACAUUCACUGCCUUUUAACCCUUUUAAAAUGCGACGGUGUGUGUAUAUAUUAUAUAUGAAUCUCCUUUAAUUUUUAUUCAUGGUGGGUCAUGACACUUAACCAGCUCAUCGUUGUGCUGUUACGUAUGGACCGUUAGUGUUCUCGACAACUUAACUCAAACUCAAUUCAAAGUUCGAUUUAUAUAUUUACGUUUUGUACAGUAUGACCUAUUUACCAAAAGUUGUUUUCUGCCGUAGCUCUUGUACAGUUUAUAACUUUAAUCCUGUAAAUUCGUAGAAAGAUAAUGCCUGUUGCCUCGAAGAUUGAAAGUGAAUGUUGGUUUGGUACGUCGUUUGGCCUUUUAAAAAAGUAACCAUUAUUUCAAGUCAGUUAAUUGUCCUUGAUCGCGUAACAAGACUAUGCAUUUAUGAGGGAUCUUAGUUUUUGUUAAAUUUUCUUUUUAACGCAUACAGACUGUACCCUCUGCCAGUCAAAGCCGCCCUACGAUUCCGUUUCGAAACGUCAUUUCCGCACAAAACACAUUCCUCUUAAAAAUUGUUUUUGGCCAAACGGUUUCCGUGCCUUCACUCGUAAUUUCCGUUUUAAUUGAUCUCAGAUUGAGGGGCGCUCAGAAUUUUGUGAGUAGUCUUUUAGAAUAGUUCAUACAAACUGAAAAAAAGAUUGAUACAAAUAUAUUUUAACUCAAAACAAAAUGGGCUGUCCUGUGAGAACAGAUCAGACAAUCGGCUGCGGAAUGCCUUAUGGAUUGCGUAGCAAAUAUUUGACAUUAAUUUAUGAGAGAUUUAAUGUUUUACGAAAUCUAAUGUUAUUGAGUUAAAUAAAUCUGUUCAAAUUAAAUUAUAAUUUUAUAACGGUUGGAAGAGAAAGGAUAAAUUGAAAGAGUUGCUGGUUAGGUACAGGUUUUCUUGAUGUUGAACAGUUUGAGUAACUUUCGAGAGGCAUGUGUGCAGCAAAAAGGGUCCUGUGAGUGCUCUUAAUGCCUCGACGGCGACCUCCUCGUGACGAAUGUUAAGGGGUGUUUCCGGUCAGAAGUAUUUUUAGGCCGAAAAUAUCAACAGUUGGAAAACUAACCCCUUUGCUUUCACAGCAUCAACUUCGCUGCCAAAAGUCUGUUAAUUUCGAUGAAUAUUCCUCACAUUAGGAGGUUUUGCUGCACAUGUAUGUGGAGCCGUGAUACAUGUGAAGUCACUCUUGCUUGGUUGCUAAACGCACACAAUCGAAACAAUUUUAAAUGCGUCUUUCAGCAUGACUUAGAUUCUCCCUGCAAAGCUCGGGUACAUUCCUUGUAACAUGCUUGACGUGAAAUUUGUCGAGACCUUUCGGAGAUGGCGUUGGACAGGCUAGUCCUGACUGUGGGCUGGUCAUUUCUGAAUUCACUGGCGCUCCUUUGCUAGGUUUGUGUUGUCUUGCUAUACAUUCUGAACACCAGGAACGGUAUGAUCAUCUGGACUGCUACAAAACGCCAUUGCAGGAUAGUUGGCAAGUGAAACAUCCUUCCUUCGAAUAGGGGAUUUUAAUGUCUUCCUAAAGUGGUGGAAUUCCUUUCUAAAAUUAUCUUGCAAAUUGCGUUUGUAGUUUACCCUUUUCAAUCCUCUUGAUCCGUUACCCGCGUUUCUGUACGUUGCCUUCGAUUGUUGGUCAUACUCUCAAAAGUGUAUCUGACAUAUCUAUAUUUUCCAAGCUGUUUGAGGAGCUUUCUCUUAUAAUAUCCAAUGACUGGAUGGUAGAGUUCAAAUUUAAAUUAGCAUUUAACAGGAAUUGAAGUCAUUCUUUCGGCUGUUUUGGGAAAUUGUUUAAUUUAUCUUCUGUGUCAUCGCUCCCUCUUGCUUAAAUUCACCACUCAUUUACUAUUACUUCAUUUUAAGGUGGAGAGAAUUGUGAUGCAAUUGACUGAAACGAACUUGAUUUAAGACUUUAAUUGAAUUUGCUUUCCCCACUGUCAACCUAUUUGCUUUGAACCACUCUAAAUUGAAUCCUUCUAAUCACUACUUUGCUCUUCAUUAUCUUUUCAUGUCUUUAAAUGCGCUCUUUAGGAACUAGUGAGAUGUCACUGUCACACUUAGGCCAAUGAUGCGACUGGCCGUUCUAUGGUGCUCCGUGUAGUUAGUAUAACCGUCUACCAGACAACUAUUUUUCUAAGGCAAACUAAUAUAGGGCGUCAAAUAUACCCGCGAGCCAAACGAGGCAGGCGAGCUUCUUCUCCGAACGGGUUUGGGCAGUUUGUAAAAUUCGCCGAAAUUAGUGUUGAUGCAUAGGUUCCCCGACAACGAGUUGGAAAACGCGUUUAUGUUUAGAUGCCACUGAAGACGGCCCUCAGGGCGAGCAUGGUUUUACGGUUGAAAUUAAUCCUCCGGUUCCUUUUUCUACUUAUCAAUGGGACUUCCUCAGCACGCCAUGGAAUCUGAACAGUGAUUUUCUCUCUUAACUUUUCCCUGCACUUACUUUCCAAGCGGUUAGGUCGAACGAGAGCGCGUGCUCUCUUCUUGUCUAGCUAACUUUAACGAGGGUAAGUCACUGUUGUGAAUUACUAUUUUCAUUAGUUACGUUCGUUUUGUUUCCGCCGUAUGAAUUAUUUUUUACCUGCAAUGAAAAUUCCUUUGCGACGAAACGUGGUCUUUGCUUUACGUUUCUUUCCAUUUCUCGUGUUUGCCUUGAAAAAAGUGAUUGUUUGGGACUCAAAGUUAGGUUCUUAGAGUAGGAGAUAAUACUCCAAUUAGCUUAUUGUUUCAAGAGCGGUAACUUGUCGUCUCUUUAACGUGUGUACUUAAAAUUCUUUUUCCUAAGACAUUUACCCCAACCUUCUGAAGACUGAGUCCCUGGCUUACAGCCAAGAACUUUUUCCUAUGAUUUUAGGGGCAAGUGGAGUGCGGUAGUUUGUAGGGUAGCAUAAGCACAGCUCUUACUGCAAUAAAAAAGGUUUUCAGUGUCGAGAUCAAAGAGCUGUGAUUAUGCAUCCUACUUUCGACCACAUAAUAUUAGGAUAUUAACAUGGUACAGGGGUUAAACAGCUUUUGUUCAAAAAGUAAGAGAACUUAAUCCUUAUGCAAUAAAUCGUAAAUACGUCUUAAUAUAACUGGCUAUAAACGGAAGGCUUUUCUAAUUUAAUUCGCUUUUAUCAAUUAAGCAAUACGCGCACCAGUGUGUUCGGGUACUGAAGGUAUCCUGAAAAGCAUGAGAUCUUUGUCAGUACACCUCAGUUUUGUUCUUUGUACACAUAAUGUCUUAUUCUUCGUUUUGAGCAAUGUGAAUAUUUAUUGUUUAGGUAAAUUCAGGUGAUGAAACUUGUUUCUAGUCAUUGCUUCUGACGCAAUGACUGCAGGUCAUUUGCUAUGGGCCAACCCUGUAAAUGUUAAUGAUAUAUUGUAUAAUCUUAGGUUCGCGUAGUUUUUUUCCUAGGUGCAAGGGGAGAUAUCUCUCCUAUCACCAAAGUCACUAUUCAUCUUGGAACCUUUGCAUCAAUCAUCCUUAAAGUAGUUGAUUUCUUGAAGCCAGGUAGUGAAUCAUCCUGGAUUUUAUUAUUGAUACCUCAUCUACUGCCAUUGAAAUGAAGACACAUUUAAUGUAUCUUAUAUAAUAAAGGGAACCUAGUGCCUUGUGCAGAGAAAGUGAAACAAAUGUAAAUAUCGUGUGUAUGAUUGUAGUACUACUCAGUGCGAAACUCAAGAAACGACUGGUAGUUUCUCCAAAUUUGAUUAAACAAAAACAAAAAAAAAAGAAAAUGCACCACUUUUUGAGGAGGUUCAUACAUUUCGGGCAGCAUGUCCGGAAGGAACAUUGCUGACCUUUCCAAUAGUAUUGUACAUCAAGGCACUCGCUCUGUGUAUCUAGAUUUGUUUGGCCUGUGAGGCCGGUGGGGCCUCGCUCGACUCGCCUCCCUGAGUUUGAUCGUUGACGUCUUGACACCGGGUAUUGGACAGUUCUAGUAAACUGAACCCGGGAUGGCAGUGGUCGCGUUUUCACACUGCUUUGCAAUACAGCAUGACUAGAAGCAUUUGAAUUGAGAAACUACUCUUUGAGUUAAUUACCAGCCGUAGAGCCAUUUGUGAGACCAAUGUGUCCAAUCUCUUUCUUUGUGCUGCUCAUUGAUUUCAUUUUUUUCUUUGAAACCCUUUCUUCCCAAGUCGCAGUUUUAGUCUUCCAAACCGCGCUGCGAGCUUUGAUUCGCACAGCUGUCCGUUCUCACCCGUUCGAGAACAGAAGUGGCAGGCGGAGCGGUACUGGGGCGGCAUCGGUCUGGCCACAUUGCUGCCACCUCGGUACCGUUGGCACCGUUUGCUACGAGAGAAUGUCAUCAUUUCCAUUUUGAGGAGGGACGAGUCAAUAUGAGGCGAGAGGCAUCGCGUAGAACACGGCGCUACGGUGCCUUUUUUGAAGGAUGAGGUUAAUUAAUUAGCUCAUCCAAAAUUGUUAAAAUUAUAAUGUACAGAUGACAUGGUGUUAGUAGAUUUUAUGAAUGCUCAUUAAUUUAUGUGUUGUUUUUUUAUUGGAGAGUAUUACGAAUAAAAUAUUGUUACUACUGAAAAUUAUAUAA
Molecule: messenger RNA, 9463 nt
Organism: Thrips palmi
Lineage: Eukaryota; Metazoa; Arthropoda; Insecta; Thysanoptera; Thripidae
Product: neuronal acetylcholine receptor subunit alpha-7-like
Exons: 12
Coding region: 35-1759 (574 amino acids)
Biological process (GO): chemical synaptic transmission; signal transduction; nervous system process
Cellular component (GO): postsynaptic membrane; neuron projection; synapse
Molecular function (GO): acetylcholine-gated monoatomic cation-selective channel activity; transmembrane signaling receptor activity
Source: RefSeq, a predicted model, not a curated record